GCCAAACUUUGAAUUACCCAUACCAUUUAAAAACCCUACUUUUUUUCUUGAUUUACUCUUAAACCACAAAAUGCCUACUACAUUGUCCUCAAAUGUUUCCAACAACAUUACAGAAUUUGUAUUAAAUGAAGGCAAUGGAGUAAAGGGUUUAUCAGAAUUAGGACUUAAAACCCUACCAAAACAAUAUAUUCAACCACUUCAAGAACGAAUUACUACUAGUACAAUUAUCGUCGAUGAUUCUAUUCCGAUUAUCCAUAUGUCCAAUUGGGACGAUAAUAAUCCUAUAAUUUGUGAAAAAAUAUGUGAUGCAGCUGAAAAAUGGGGAUUUUUCCAGAUUAUAAAUCAUGGAAUUCCCCUUGAAGUUCUUGACACUGUUAAGGCUGCGACUUAUCGUUUUUUCAGACAGUCUGCGGAGGAGAAGAAUAAGCAUUCUAAGGAAAAUUCAACAACAAAUAACGUAAGAUAUGGAACAAGUUUUACUCCUCAAGCUGAAAAGGCUUUGGAAUGGAAAGAUUAUCUUAGUCUUUUCUAUGUUUCUGAUGAGGAAUCUGCUGCCCUUUGGCCUUCUGCUUGCAGGGAUGAAGCACUAGAAUUCUUGAGAAACUCUGAAAUU
Nicotiana tabacum (common tobacco) is the source of this 613-nucleotide messenger RNA. RefSeq names its product feruloyl CoA ortho-hydroxylase F6H1-3-like. NCBI's taxonomy places the organism in Eukaryota, Viridiplantae, Streptophyta, Magnoliopsida, Solanales, Solanaceae. The record is from RefSeq and is a predicted model, not a curated record.